AUGAAGGUCGCAGUGUUCAAGCUUGUUUUCAUUGUACUAACUCUUGCUUUUGCAACCGCUAAGCAUGAAGCGGUAGCCAGCAAAGCCUCUUCGAGUGCAGCAGCUAUGAAUGUUCUGUCGAAAUGCCCACAGAGCAAGUGCUUGGUAAGAUAACUUCUCGACUUUUCCAUAUGUCAUCAAACAUAUUACAAGGUUUAACUGUAUUUCACUUUCGGCUUUUAAUACCUUCUUUCUUUUUUUAACAGACGGAUUCAGUCGCCUGUCUUGCUGGAGCACAGUACAGCAGUACUGAAAGUUCAGGUGAGGAAACUUGAAAUAUCGGAUCACGUUACGCCAGCGAAUAAGUCUUUAUAUCUUCAAAGCCAUGUCCCUAGAGGGCACGUGAGGCAGUUUUGUCUCUACACCAGAGGCAAUUUUUAAAAAAGACGCGAAAAUAAUUUUAAAAUUGAAGUAUUGUUAAACUUUCUUUGGUUGGACCAAAGUAAUCACUUUAAAAUCACAUGAAAAAGAGCGUUUCUACGAUACUGGCAUGGAUUUUUCAACGAAAAAGUGACGUCCUCACUUUUAUUAAACUAGUAAUUAAACAAUUAAAAUAUUUUCCAUACAAAUAUCCGUUACUUUUGAUAAUUUACAGAUCACACAAAAAAGCUGGAAAAUCUAGAGAAAGAGGUGAGUGUACCAUAUUAAUCUAAGUUUCUUAGCAACAGCAAAAUGUUUCAUUAGAUAUUCGCUUUGUUGAUAUAGGUUAUUUAGUGACUCGUAAGAAAGAGAAUUUUGUCUGGUGUAUGAAUGGAUUGAUUCAGACUGACUGAUUGAUGAUUGACUGAUUUUGACUGGGGCAUCACGACGCAUUCAUCAAACAUGAUGGGCUGGUUUCAUUCCAAAGAUAUCAAGCUUGCUUUUCAAUCUUAAAUUCUUUUUCAGGAAAAGUAAGCUUUUUUGUAACAAAAUAAGGUUGCAAACUUCUUGGUUUUCUCCACUUUCUCUGUUAUAUAAACUUUGAUGUCAGGCCGUGAGUAUUGAAAUCACUUUUUUCUUUUAUCAAAGACAGAAAGUGAGUUUGCUUAGAAGCUACAACAGCUACAGAGAAGUGAAUUUGUUAAAAAGUUAGUAAGCAGUAAUAAGUUAACGUUCCUUUCAUUUUCAAGGUUUUGUUUUUCGUUCUUGGAAUCUUUUCAGGUCGCUCAUCUAAAAGCAGAACUGGCAAAAGCAGGCAGCCUUCUGGCUUCGCUUUGCUUGACAGCAAUGGCCGCCUGCGCCACAACCUUCUCGCAGCAGGUUAUGAUAAGUACUUUGCCUACUACUUGGCGUGGCAGUCUCUCCACAUGGCGGCUGCCGCUGCCUGCAGAGGUAGCACUGCUUCAGGAGGAUCUGGUUCCUGGGCAAAUAGCGUGAUGACCAGAAACACCGUUGAGAGGAAGACUUCUGCUCAGAUUUGUGCCCAGACUGUUUACCGCAACUGUGACGCAGAGGUUUCAAUCUACGGCAAGAAAGGCAAGGCCACAAAGAACGGAAUGGUCGUUGACGCGUUUUACAACUACCAUUGUAACCAUGCAGCCAACGGAGGAAGUGAGGUGUCCAGUUCUGACGAAACUGUCAUGAACUACAGUUACCCUUAUUUCAGCUUCUGUUGCUGUCGAAAGUAG
Porites evermanni is the source of this 1646-nucleotide messenger RNA. Lineage: Eukaryota; Metazoa; Cnidaria; Anthozoa; Scleractinia; Poritidae. The record is from the annotation of a GenBank genome assembly.